Molecule: messenger RNA, 2273 nt
Organism: Rattus rattus (black rat)
Lineage: Eukaryota; Metazoa; Chordata; Mammalia; Rodentia; Muridae
Gene: Gfod2
Product: glucose-fructose oxidoreductase domain containing 2
Exons: 3
Coding region: 364-1626 (420 amino acids)
Biological process (GO): extracellular matrix organization
Cellular component (GO): extracellular matrix
Molecular function (GO): nucleotide binding
Source: RefSeq, a predicted model, not a curated record
GAAGAGGGAAGUUUAAAGAUCAGUCUUUAUUUUGUGGUUGAAGCCUUGAAGGCUAAAUCCCAACUUCUCAUUACUUCUCAUAGUUUGCUUGUUUUCUCUGUGUCCAGUAGGUGACUAUGGUAUCCAGUGUUCCAGGAACAAGAUUGUUCAGCUUUUUAUUUUGGAAAAAUACUUUAUUUGUGCUUUGGAGACAGAGAACUUGUUGCUUCCAAAUUGCCUUAGAAUCUCGGCUCCCCUGAGUGUAAUCUCUGCCACUAACCAGUGCGUUUCUGUUUUAGGAGCCAUGCUUGAUCAGGACUACCAGAAGGUCAGCUCCAUUGUGGGGACCCUUGUAAGGAGAUGAGUUGUUGAGCAGAGGCCAGGAUGAAGUUGCUGCCAGGAGUGGGUGUGUUCGGGACGGGCAGCUCAGCCCGGGUCCUAGUCCCACUGCUGAGGGCGGAGGGCUUCACCGUGGAGGCCCUGUGGGGAAAGACAGAGGAAGAGGCAAAGCAGCUGGCCGAGGAGAUGAACAUCACCUUCUACACCAGCCGGACAGAUGACGUUCUGCUGCAUCAAGAUGUAGACCUGGUUUGCAUCAAUAUCCCACCUCCGCUCACCCGACAGAUAUCUGUGAAGGCUCUAGUACCUGUUGUGAAGCUUCAGUUGGCUGGAGAAGAGCAGGAGAUGGAGGGAGGGCCUGACGCAGUGACACCAGGUUCUCCGUGUGCACCUUACUGUAGACAGAGAGGAAUUGGGAAGAACGUGGUGUGUGAGAAGGCUGCAACAUCCGUAGAUGCCUUCCGGAUGGUGACUGCGUCUCGCUACUACCCACAGCUGAUGAGCCUCGUGGGGAACGUGCUGCGCUUCCUACCUGCCUUUGUGCGCAUGAAACAGCUGAUCGCAGAACACUACGUGGGGGCCGUGAUGAUCUGCGAUGCCCGCAUCUACUCCGGGAGCCUGCUCAGCUCCAGCUACGGCUGGAUUUGUGAUGAGCUUAUGGGUGGCGGGGGCCUGCACACCAUGGGUACCUAUAUUGUGGACCUGCUGACCCAUUUGACUGGCCAGAAAGCAGAGAAGGUGCAUGGGCUCCUCAAGACCUUUGUGAGGCAGAAUGCCACCAUCCGUGGCAUCCGGCAUGUCACCAGUGACGACUUCUGUUUUUUUCAGAUGCUCAUGGGUGGGGGGGUAUGCAGCACAGUGACACUCAACUUCAACAUGCCUGGUGCCUUUGUGCAUGAGGUCAUGGUAGUGGGCUCAGCAGGGCGCCUUGUUGCCCGGGGAGCUGACCUCUAUGGGCAGAAGAACUCUGCUGCGCAGGAGGAGCUGCUGGUGAGAGACUCGCUGGCUGUGGGUGCAGGGUUCCCUGAGCAGGGUCCCCAGGAUGUCCCACUGCUUUACUUGAAAGGUAUGGUCUACAUGGUUCAGGCCUUGCGUCAAUCCUUCCAGGGGCAGGGGGAUCGCCGUACCUGGGACCGCACCCCUGUGUCUAUGGCUGCCUCAUUUGAGGACGGACUGUAUAUGCAGAGCGUGGUAGAUGCCAUUAAAAGGUCCAGCCGAUCUGGGGAGUGGGAAACUGUGGAGCUGCUGACAGAGGAGCCAGAUGCCAACCAGAAUCUAAGUGAAACACUUCAGCGGAACAACCUGUGAGCCUGCACACGCACUUCCGCCUGUCCGCGGGGCGGAGGGCCCAGGGACGGCACUGGGAGCUGUGAUUGGCUAUAGCAGAGACACAGCGUCUUGUUUAAUAAAGUAGCUUGGGCCAGGGUUAGGAGCCAACUGAAGGUGGCCAAGGGAAAAACCUAUCCAUCCGUCCAUCAUUGACUCCUCAGACUUGCAAGGCAGCAAAUGCUCCUGCUGUCGUAGCUUAGGCUAGCUGUGUGCCCAGCAGGGUAGGGCUGUAACCUGGCCCCUUGUGGCUCUGCCAGUGAGCAGGACCAGUGAAGAUCAACCUGUGGGCUCUUCAGGCUGAAGUGUGGUCUGAUAGGACAAGAAAACCCAGUAAGGAGCUAGCUUGGUUGAGUCCUAAGGGGAGAAGGCAAGGAACCUUGUCUGUCUCCGACCAGGGUAUCUCAGGACUGGAGAGGGUGGCAGGGCAGCCCUUAGGGAUCUUCCCCCACCCUCCCAUGUGAUCAGACCUUUUCAGCCCCCUUGCAAGCCCUUCCAAGAGAAAAAGGAGAUUUCUGUGUUAUACAUAACUCUAGGGAGGAGGGCCCGUGACUUGGCAGAGAGGAGACAAAGGGGGAACUGUAGAACAUCUGAGAAAUGUCAGUAAAUAAGGCAGAAAAAAAAAGUGA